Molecule: messenger RNA, 3608 nt
Organism: Scophthalmus maximus (turbot)
Lineage: Eukaryota; Metazoa; Chordata; Actinopteri; Pleuronectiformes; Scophthalmidae
Gene: srp68
Product: signal recognition particle 68
Exons: 16
Coding region: 73-1848 (591 amino acids)
Biological process (GO): SRP-dependent cotranslational protein targeting to membrane
Cellular component (GO): signal recognition particle, endoplasmic reticulum targeting
Molecular function (GO): protein binding; signal recognition particle binding; endoplasmic reticulum signal sequence receptor activity
Source: RefSeq, a predicted model, not a curated record
CCGUGCCCGUCCCUGGCUCCACUGUGCGUCGGUCCGACCCUCAUGUGUGUGUCUGCCGCCUAGCAUCUAGAGAUGGCCGCAGAUAAGCAAACCGAAGCUAAAGUUUCCCUCACGGAUGAAAAUAAGGAGAAUUUACAGGACGGAAUUGGACUGGAAAUCCUGCAAAUCAUCAAGGAGUCCCAGCAGCAGCAUGGCCUCAGACACGGAGACUACCAGAGAUACAGAGGCUACUGUUCUCGCAGGAUGCGUCGCCUGCGCAAGACUCUUGGCUUCAAGAUGGGAAACAGACACAAGUUCGUUGGGAAGAAAGUAACUGUCGAAAUGCUCUCUGACCACAGGUAUCUUCUGCUGGUUUUGAUGGAGGCAGAGCGUGCAUGGAGCUACGCCAUGCAGCUGAAGCAAGAGGCCAAUACAGAACCACGUAAACGCUUCCACCUGCUGGCACGUCUACGGAAAGCUGCCAAGCACAGUGAGAAGCUGGAGAAGCUCUGCGAAAGCCCUCGUGUCGAUGCUAAGACCAAACUUGAGGCACAGGCCUACACUGCUUACCUCAGUGGCAUGGUAGAGUUUGAACUACAGGAGUGGAAGCGUGCUAUGGAGGCUUUCAACAAGUGCAAGACCAUUUAUGAGAAAUUAGCCAGUGCGUUCACAGAGGAACUGGCAGUUCUGUACCGCCAGCGCGUGGACGAGAUAUCACCCAACAUCCGUUACUGUGCUUACAACAUUGGUGACCAGAACGCCAUCAAUGACUUAAUGCAGAUGAGACUGACCGGUGGAGGAGGAGGCAUGAUGGCGGAGAAACUGGAGUCCCUGAUCACUCAGGCAAGAACCAAGCAGGCAGCCACCAUGAGCGAGGUGGAAUGGCGAGGGCGGACGGUGCCAGUCAAGAUCGACAAGGCCCGUAUCUUCCUGUUGGGUCUGGCCGACAACGAGUCCGCCAUAGCUCAGACGGCUAACGAGGAGACCAAAGAGCAUCUGUAUGAGACGCUGCUGGCCGAGUGCAGAGACACCAUCCAGGCCGUGAGAGAGGAACUGAAGAGUGAGGCGAAGCAGAGAGAGAGGGGCUCUGAAGGCGACAGUGGCAAGGUGUCCAACCUGCAGUUCCUGCACAGUUACCUGACCUACAUCAAGCUGUGCACUCUGGUGAAGAGGAACGAGAGCAUGGCCCAUACUCUUCAGGCCAAACUGAAGGAGCCCGAGAUGGACGAGAGCAAGAGGGGCCCCCGUCCACAGGACCUCAUCCGCCUCUACGACAUCAUCUUGCAGAGUCUGGCUGAGCUCUCCACCCUGCAGGGUCUGGAGGACGACCACACCUUCCAGAAGGAGGUGUCCCUCAAGACACUGGUCUACAAGGCUUACAGGUGUUUCUUCAUAGCUCAGUCUUACGUCCUGGUGAAGAAGUGGAGUGAGGCGCUGGUGCUCUAUGAAAGGGUGCUGAAAUAUGCCACGGAGGUGCAGUCUAAGGCCAAGAGCCUCAACAACAGCCUCAAGGAUCUCCCCGAUGUUCAGGAGCUGAUCGCCGAGGUCAACGCUGAAAAAUACUCACUUCAAGCUGCUGCCAUUUUAGACACCGAUGAGACUGCGGAAGUUCCGUCUCAGCAGCAAGUGAAAGACAACAGGCCCCUCUGCGAUCGCCUGGAAACCUUCCGCCUUGACCCCGCCCUUGUGGGAAAGCAGCCCAAUCUGGUCCAGUUCCCCCCCGACUUCCAGCCAAUCCCCUGCAAGCCCCUGUUCUUUGACCUUGCUCUCAACCAUGUGGCCUUCCCAGCGCUGGAUGACAAGGUGGAGCAGAAGGGCAAGGGCGGUUUCGCCGGCUACAUCAAGGGCAUGUUUGGCUUCGGCAGCUAAAUCAAACCCCCGACUCUGGCCUCCACGUGAGGACCACCAGGCUCCGAGCUGACCACACUUACUUGAGUCAGUUGAUAAUUUGAAUAAUUUUGGUUACUUUUAAUGUUUGAAAUUGUGGUGCCUCAGUGUGAGAUGAGUGGAGUUUGUGGAUCUGAGGAUGGCACUGUGGGCCUAAUCUUCCAAGAUGGAGUAUGGAAAAGUAAUUGAAUCAAUUUCAAAUGGCAAUAUGACCCAAGUCCACCUGCCAUCUUUAGUAAUAGCAUCAGGCUGUAUGGGCUCCGAGCGUACAAACUCCCUCACUGUGGAGUCUUACAGAUCACCAUGCCAUGGUCUUGAUGCCAACAGCCAAGUUGUUAAUCUCACAAUCUUGUCAGAGGAAACUAAGAUACUUUGGUGUUUCUUUAGUAAAAGAAAAAAAAAAUCAGAUUUACAUAAGCGCCUUCAUUUGAUUGUCUUAAUUUUUUUCCUUUUGCGUGUGUUUCAGCAUUGUUUUGUUAUAUCUAAAACUUACAUAGUCCAGUCUUGCUCAAUGGACACCAGAGACGAUCAGUGACCUGAAGCUUGAUAAACUGAAGCUGACGCACGUAUCAACAUCACAGUUCAGCUGUCCAAACGCUUUUUCUUCUUUUCUUUUUUUUCACCUUUGCCAUGAUUUCUCAUUCUCUUUUUCACACGUUAGUAUGUGAUUCAAAACCUCUCUCCAUACACCGACGAGUCGGCCCACCCAGUCUUCCUCCAUAUAGAACUUCUUUAAAAUCACAUCAUCCACAACACUACAGGCCAGUAAUGCAACAUUAAACCGGAUGAGAAGCUGCUAAAAAGCACGAGAAGGAAGAUCUGUAGACAUCUUUGUAAAAGGCCUCGUAUAAAUCGUGUGUGCAUAUAAAUCAUGUGUGCAGUUGGGUCGACGGACUGGACUAAAGCUUGGAAGUUUUAGGGGCAACAACAUGAGACGAAGCAAUGAAUUAAAGAGUGAAAUGUUUGUUCUCAAAACAGAAGCUGAAUGGUUCAAAGAUUUUAAUGUAUUAAUAUGAGUAUCAAAUUACUGUGAUAUUUGGUUCUGAACUGACCAUAAUGUCAGACAAGGGUCCAACUGGUUUAGCUCAUGUAAAACUCAAAUCUUUAUCAACAGCCCUUCAAUAUAUAGAAGACAUGUUUUUUCUACUAAAGGGCCUCCUUGCUGACACCCUUACUGUACCCAUACUGUACCCAUACUAGGGUAUGAAAUUGUAAGUGUAGCGCAAAUGACAAAUUAGUUGAUGUUUUUAUUUUACAUUUCAGCAAAUUCCCUGUCGCAGGACAGCAGUAGACAUUCAGGACUUGAGAUGUUGGCGUUUCUUUCAUUCAUCACACCGCUGCGGCUCUUUGUCCAUCAUCUGUAGGACUAAAGAAUUUCAUCGACAAUGACAUGUUUAUAUUGUAGCGUUACAAAACUCGUUUGUCAUCAGCUGUUUGCCCGUCAUAAUGUGGAUUCAUGUCCUCUCAAUUCUUCUGAUCCUGAAGGGGCCUGGUUUGACGACAAGUUUGUGUCACUCACCUACAUGUUAACUGUCUUUCAAAUUUUUAGCAAUUUAUUGUUUUCCUUUUUUCCCCUCCCCUUUGGUGUCAUGUUUAUGAAUUAAGAUUGAGGUGCUGGAAAAGUACCUGUACUCAAGCUUAAACAGCCGGAAAAACAUUCAAGAUCAAUAAUUCAAAUGUUGAGAAUGUAUGAUUUAUUUGAUUUAGUUUCCAGGUAUAUCAAUAAAUAUAUUUGCACCAAA